Juglans microcarpa x Juglans regia is the source of this 2289-nucleotide messenger RNA. RefSeq lists its product as uncharacterized. NCBI's taxonomy places the organism in Eukaryota, Viridiplantae, Streptophyta, Magnoliopsida, Fagales, Juglandaceae. Gene Ontology annotation, cellular component: Ino80 complex. The record is from RefSeq and is a predicted model, not a curated record. The coding region runs from base 622 to 2055 and encodes 477 amino acids. Gene Ontology annotation, biological process: chromatin remodeling. The transcript has 8 exons.
UAGAUCAGUGCAACUCGAAAGUCGGAGAAAAAUGGAGCAGAUAAAAGGGUGUCGGCCAACAUACAAGCAAAUACCGAGAGCAGCCUCUAAUGGCAAAAUCCACUCUCACUCUCUCUUAACGACUUGGUCUUACACUAGACUUGAAUAAAACCAAGAGUUUCUGGAAUCCUCUUUCAUUCUCCAACGCUGCCUUCUACUCCCUCCUCCUCUUCUUCACUUCUGGAGACUCUUUUCCUGGCCACCUAGGGUUGCUUCUCAUGGUUCCCUGAGGUUUCCGCCUCUUAACGGAAAUAUUUUCCGGAAAAUUUUUACGGCAAACUUUUUCUUCUUGGAACAAUGAAGACCGGGAAAAUAGCAAUAAGAGAAGGAAAAAGAAUGAUUAUUGAUUUUCAAAAGUAGAGUUUACUGACAUAAAUGCAACAUUGAUUCUCGGAUUGGUUGCUUUGAGAAAACAGAGGAAAAAAAACGAAGGAAACAAGUUGUGAACGCUUAAUGUACUUUGCUAACUUCUGUCCAAGUGGUCGAGGCUUAAAAAUUGGACAUAUAAUUGUUUUUGAGGCUCCGCAGAAAUAAUCUAGCUUCAAAACGCUGCUGUGGCAAACCGCCAUAACGGUGUAGUUAAUGGAAAGCUUUCGUGGAUUUGACAAUGCUGAUGUUGGCUCUACUAUGAGAAAGAAGAGGAGUAGUCGCAGACCCCACCCUGAUUCACAGGCAUUACUACAGAGACUUAAUUUCUUUCCAUCAUCCGCACAACCUUUCUGCAAUGGAAGACACAAUGAAAACAAGAAUUCUAGCAAUAUGAUAGUUGUUUCCGAUGGAUUAGGGACUGGGAACAAGCUAAAAAAACUUAAGCUUAAGGUUGGCGGUGUUACUCACACAAUUCACACCAAGUAUGGCAGCGACUUUAGAGGUGAUUCCCUGGCCACAAAUUUUUCUCAGUAUUUUGAUGGCCUCAAGCAUUAUGACAAGCAGCUACUUCAGGAUAAUAUUGAUGGCAAUCAUGUUGGCAAGGGCAAUGGCCUUAAAUUCAAAUGGAAGGGUUUUUCACAAAGUCGUCUUAAUUACAGAAAUGAAUUUUCUUCGAGGGGGAUGACCUCUGAGGGAAGUCCUUCUGCUAUUUAUGAGCCGGUUCGUAAGAGCAAGCGGGUUCCUAAAAGACGCGUCUUGGAUCUAGCAAUUGAGGAGAAUGAUGAUGAAGAUGAGGAACUCCGAUAUCUUGGGAGACUGAAUGCUUCUCAUAUUUCUGAAGAUUACAAAGAUGAGAAGUGUAGUCAAAUGGCCGAUGCCAUGUAUGGUGAUGAUGUGGAGUACUAUGGAUCACCAGGAUCAGGAAUGGAUGGUAGAAAGCAGUUAAGAUCAGAGAAAUCAUACGAGGAUAAUGAAUAUAAGGAAGAAGAAAAAAGAGCAACCUUGGAUGUUGAACUUGAAUGUCCAGGAAAGAAGUUGAAAAGGGGAUCUCCUGAUUUACUUUUCGAAGGAAGAAAUGUAUCCACUCCCAUUACACGAAAUCGGGCACUUCAAUCUGGAGAGGAUGUUUUAUCUGGAUCUGGUGUAUGUCAUACCGACCUCUCAAAUGGUGCUCCAUCUAGAAGAAAAAAGGAUAAACUUUCUGAGGUAGAACAGCAAUGUAGAAGAGCUGAGGCUGCACAGAGACGGAAAAUGCAAUCAGAGAAAGCUGCUAGGGAAGCUGAGGCUGAGGCAAUCAGAAAAAUACUUGGUCAAGAUUCUGGAAGAAAGAAGAGGGAAGAGAAGAUGAAGCAGCGGCAAUGCCAAUUAGCACAGGGAAAGGCUACGAACACCAUCACACUUGCAUCAAACACUGUCAGAUGGGUCAUUGGUCCUACUGGGACAAUUGUUACAUUUUCGGAAGAUAUCGGUCUACCAACUAUAUUUGCUCCUGUACCACGCAGUUAUCCUCCCCCUCGAGAAAAAUGUGCGGGUCCAAAUUGCACGAAUUCAUACAAGUAUCGGGAUUCCAAGUCCAAGCUUCCCCUCUGCAGCCUCCAUUGUUACAGGGCAAUACACCAAAAGAUGCAUCCUCUAAUUGCCUGCUGAUGCUAUGCCAUCCGUUCUUCCCACAUAAUUUCUGUACAUUGUUGUUUGUCUGGUGAAGGUUGGGAUUAGGCAGGUAGGGCUGAAUAUUGUCACAUGGACUAGCCUUACAUCCCGGUCAAAACCCUUUCUUGAGAACUAAAUUUUAGGGGAAGGUGAAUGAUAUCAAUACAAAUGAAAACUAGCAGUUAAGAUUUUGGAUGCAAUUAUUUCAAUGAAGUGUUCGUUUAUUUUCUU